AUGGUACCGUACCGAAUUCCAUCUCAGCUCCUCGUCGCCCUGCCUUCUCGUACAGCUGUCGCUUUCACUCGAUCUCCACCUGUCCCCAAUCACAGGCGAACAACUGUUGGGUGGGUCGCAUCGUUUCUCAUUGGCUCGCUCCUGGGAGGGAUUUUAACCGCAAUCAUCGUUCAUGCCGUGAGUGCAGUGCUGCUUUCCUCUCACUGCACUCCCUUCGUCUUACCUCCUCCUCCGCCUUCUCCUGCCGUAGCAACCACCACUUUCUCCUCCCCAAUCGCUUUCAUACCCACCACUGCUGCAACCGCUGCUACCUCCACUGCUCCUGCUGGUGUUUCCAUGCCCAUGUCAGCAUCUGCUGACGCUGCCAACGUGGCUGCUGAUGCUGUGGCGGCUGACGUGGCUGCUGACGUGGACGCUGCCAGCAACGCCACGUGGAGAGGUGACGUGGCAGGCGUUCAGGCGGAGGCAGAGGAGCUGCUGGUGCGAAACACGGAGCUGCGGCGUGCUCUGGGGAAGCUGCGGCAGACGGUGAUGCUGGAAGCAAGGACACGCAUGGCUCAGCUUAAGAGCAUCCUCAAGGAGAUCAAGCUGGUACAGGACCAGCGCGUGCUGACCUUCUAUGUGGACGACAGGCACCUGCCAUCACCGCCACCAGAGCUGAGGGAGAUUGCUGCACUGACUGCGAGGCGGCGGCCGGAUGUGGAUGCAAAAGAGGAGGAGCUGGUGGUGAGAGCGCAGGUGCGGGUGCUGUCUCUACGCGAGGAGAUAGAGCGAGCCGUGCACGCUGACUUGCGCUUCAGCUUCUCCCGCUGUGCUGCUGCUCUGCAGCACACCCAAGAGGCCCAGCAGGCGCACACACAAGCCAUGCAAGCAUACAUGGCAGCGCACGCCACACUCGCCCUCCGCCUCACGGCUCUAUCAGUGCUCAAGCAGCCAGGGAGCGUGGAGAAGCUGCAGCGACUGAAGGAGCAACCCAACCUCCUCUCCUCGCCUGCUGCUAGAAACGCCUUCCUUUCCUCCCUUGACCCACUUGUGCUCAAGCAGCCGGGCAGCGCGGAGAAACUCCAGCAAUUGAGGGAGCAGCCCAGCCUGCUCUCCUCGCCUGCUGCUAGAAACACCUUCUUCUCUUCCCUUGAUGCGCCUGCAGAAGUAUCACUGUGGGCGGAUAUCCUCUUCUCCGCGUCCCACUUCUCAUCCGUAUUCCUCUCUGCCGACCUCCAUCCACCAGUUAAACACCCACUGAUCCCCCUCUGCUUUCUCCCCCCCAUCCCCUUCUGCCAUCCCCCUCCCCGUGUGUCCAGCAGAAGCAUCACUGUGGUCAGACCUUCUCUUCUCUGCAUCCCAUUUCCCCUCCAUAUUCCUCUCUACUGA
Molecule: messenger RNA, 1371 nt
Organism: Closterium sp. Naga37s-1
Lineage: Eukaryota; Viridiplantae; Streptophyta; Zygnematophyceae; Desmidiales; Closteriaceae
Source: the annotation of a GenBank genome assembly